UGAGCUGUCGGGAGGCAAGGGGUGGGGCCUGUGGCUGCUCACCUGGGAAGGAAAUUGGUGGAAAGAAAGAAAGAAAGAAAGAAAGAAAGAAAGAAAGAAAGAAAGAAAGAAAGGAAAAGGAAAAGAUUUUACGAGAGAGGGAGAAGCGGAUCGCGGCACAAAUUCCUUCAGACAGAUGCCCGAAUGGCGCCCGAUGAUGGCACAGAUUGGCUACUCCAGCUUCUCACCGAAAUUCAGCUGCAGCAGUUUUACACCAAGAUCCGGGAUGAACUUCACGUCACGCGCCCGGGCCACUUUGAUUACGUCAAGCCUUCAGAUCUUGACCGGAUCGGGAUGGGGCGCCCAGGACAGAGACGGUUAGAAGAGGCCUUGAAACGCAGGAAGGCUCAAGGCCAACGUCCCAUGUCGUGGGUCUAUAAGAUGUUCACUGGGGGGCGAAGUCCAGAAAAUGAAGAACCCCCCAACCGGCAGCUCUCCUCCAGCCCCCGUGGGGACGCCGACGUCUCCCUCAAAUGCCUGAUCAGCGAGUGGGACCUACGGCUUCGGGAACGCCUGGGGGACGGCUGCUUUGGGGUCGUCCACCGCGCGGACUGGAGCACGCCGGGUGGCGGAGUCCUUCCUGUGGCCGUGAAGACCUUGCGUUCAGAUGUGUCCUCUGACCCUGGAGCCCUGAUCGACUUUCUCAAUGAAGUCAAUGCCAUGUGCUGCCUACAUCACCCCAACCUCAUCCGCCUGUACGGGGUUGUGUUGACCCAGCCCCUCAAGAUGGUGACGGAGCUGGCCCCGCUGGGCUCUCUGUACGACCGCCUACGGCCGCCGUUCCCGCUCCAUCAGCUCUGGAGUUACGCUCUGCAGAUCGCCCGAGGAAUGGCUUACCUGGAGUCCAAGCUUUUUGUCCACCGGGACUUAGCCGCGCGCAACAUCCUCCUGGCCUCCGAGGAGCACGCCAAGAUCGGAGACUUUGGCCUCAUGAGGCCGCUGUCCAGCAAGAGCGACCGCUACAUCAUGUCCGCCCACCGGCGCAUCCCGUUCGCCUGGUGUGCCCCAGAAAGCUUGCGCAUGGGAGUGUUCACCAGCGCCUCUGAUGUGUGGAUGUUUGGGGUCACCCUCUGGGAGAUGUUCUCCUACUGCGAGGAGCCAUGGAUGGGUUUCUCGGGACGUCAGAUUAUGCUCAAGAUAGACCGGGAAGGUGGACGGCUGGAGCGCCCGGACGAUUGCCCCAGAGGGAUCUACGCCUUGGCCCUGAAAUGCUGGGCCCAUAACCCCGAAGACCGGCCCCGUUUCCGGGAGAUGGUGGGCCUGCUGCAGGAGCUCCGUCCGAAGGAAGUGAAGGCCUCCCGGGACCUGGACGAGCCCGGCUGGCUGAGACUGGACGCCAACGACUCCAUCACAGUAAUCGAAGGCGCUUCUUCUUCUUCUAGUCCAGACUUGUCCACGUGGCGAGGACAGAACAAGCGAACGCUGAGAGUGGGAGCCUUCCCCUCUUCCAUAGCAGCCCUGGAGGAAGCAGUACCGCCUUCGGGGGCACCACAGAUAAGCCGCCCCAUCCGAAACUCCCUUGUUCACCUGGGCCAUGGGGACAUCAACCCCGAGCGGGCGUGGGGUGCUCCGGACCGGAUGGAGGAGAAGAAGCCAAAACCUCGGUCCGGGAAUGCCAGCCCCCAGAGUCAAACCAAGGGCCAGCAGCUGCUCCGUCUGGCGCGCCUCUCCAAGAGCCUUGAGUCCAUCUCAGAUUUUAGCGUCUUGCGCAGCAAAGCGAAGUUCUUGGCGUCCAAACCUGAUCGUCCAGGCUUGCCAGUCCACCAACGGCGCCUGAGUGACCUCCCAGGCCCUUUUCCACCAGCCCUGCCGCCAGAGCAGCCCCGGACAGCCAAGCCGGCCGGCCGGCCACCCAACUCAGCGCUCCCCUCUUGGGCUCUGCCUAAAACAGACUCCUCUCCGGGAGCCAGGGAGAAGGACCAGCGACCGAGUCGGCCGGCCAUCAGAGGAGCUGUGGGCCUGCCCCCGGCCCCUGCGGGGCCCCAAAGACCCACCCUGAGCGACAUAGAGAAGAAGAUCAAGGAGGUGGAAGACCGGCUCCCCGGAGCAACCAUCGAGGAGUGUCGUGAGGCCUUGAGGCUGCACAGCUGGGAUGUCCCGAAAGCUGUCCAGAUGUUGAAGGUAGACCAGCUUUUCCACCUCAGCUCCCACUCGCGGGAGGAGUGCCGGAGGAUUCUGGAGAAGCAUCGUUGGAACCUUGCCAUGGCCUCGCGCUACGUCCUCAGCAGAGGCCUCCGGGCUUGACCCACCUGACCGGAGAGAGUGGCCAGCCAAGGAGGACAGAGU
Molecule: messenger RNA, 2325 nt
Organism: Pogona vitticeps (central bearded dragon)
Lineage: Eukaryota; Metazoa; Chordata; Lepidosauria; Squamata; Agamidae
Source: RefSeq, a predicted model, not a curated record